Daldinia childiae is the source of this 1767-nucleotide messenger RNA. Its product is annotated as putative ATP-dependent RNA helicase PB1A10.06c. Bases 1 to 1767 code for a protein of 588 amino acids. Lineage: Eukaryota; Fungi; Ascomycota; Sordariomycetes; Xylariales; Hypoxylaceae. Gene Ontology annotation, molecular function: RNA binding; ATP binding. Gene Ontology annotation, cellular component: intracellular anatomical structure; nucleolus. The record is from RefSeq and is a predicted model, not a curated record. The transcript has a single exon. Gene Ontology annotation, biological process: maturation of SSU-rRNA from tricistronic rRNA transcript (SSU-rRNA, 5.8S rRNA, LSU-rRNA).
AUGCCAAAAUUCGUGCCGCGUCAAAGGAAACACAAGGUCCUUGCGCGUGAGAAAGCGUUACAAAAUGGCACCCAAGAUGGCGGAGAUGCACCUCCCCAGAUCGACAGCAAUGCGCUGGAAAUUCUUCCGGACGCUCAGAAAGCAGACCGUGAAGCUAGAAGAGCUCAGUUGAGAAAUGAACUGAAGGGUGAAGUUAAGGUUAGCGGCAAAAAAGCUAAGCGCCUUGAGAAAUAUAUCGACAACAAGCUCAAAAAGGAUGAGAAUCGAGUUCUCCUAGCUGAAUUAGCUAAGAAUAAGAUUGACACCAGCUUAUUUUCGAGUAGUCGAAGUCUCGGCCAGGGGAAAGAGACGAGACGCCAGGAACUUAGUCGCGCUCUAAGAGAACGAAGAGCAGGCGUUGGUGAGGACAACGAUGAUGUUCUCUUCGAAACUAAGGAUACUUUCGCAAGCGAUGAAUCAGAAGAUGAUUUUGAAGCACAUUCGAAAACUAGUCUCUCGGAAAGUCGAGAAGGUGGAUUUUCUCAGAAUGCUACGCCGGCGGUCAAUGGCUCUAUUACCAGCAAUGCUAAAACUGCUUUAACAGAAAAUUCAACAGUUUCAGUAGGGUCGGGGUUAAAACGUCCGUUGGAGUUAGACGACGAGGGGCGACCAGUUAUACAAAAGAGACAGAAGCGUGGUGGCGUAAAGUCGAAGGUGCAUGCGAAGGUACAAAUCAUACUACCUGAAAUAUCACCCGAGAGUGCGGAAGAACGUAUGGACGAAGAUGACGCUAGCGAUGACGAGUGGAAUGGGUUUACCUCCGACGCGUCUGCUCAUGAUUCAGCCAAGUCUCAAGAAUCCUCAGAGGACGAGGCUGAGGAAGAUGAAUCUACAGAUCAAGAGUCAAGCAGCGAUGAUGAAUCAUCGGAGGAGGAGGAAGACGUUUCGAAGAGGAAAGAGAGAUCCUCGGCUUUCAAAUCCUGGGCCCAUGAACAGCGUAAUGUAGCCCUUGGAUAUGAGCCUGUCGACAAUAAUAAUUCGGUUUUGAAUAUUACGGUCCCUAAGGAUUUUAAGCCACGGCCGCUGGAGCAAGACCCAUUACCCAUGGAACUACUUCCGACAAAGCACAGCGGGAGAAAGGCGUUUAGUGUUCCAGUCCAGAGGACAUCUGAGAUACAAGAUGCGCGGCUUAAGCUACCGGUAGUAGCCGAGGAGCAGAAGAUCAUGGAAGCCAUUCACAAUAAUAAUGUUGUGGUAAUUUGUGGUGCUACUGGAUCAGGAAAAACAACACAAGUACCCCAGUUUUUAUUCGAAGCUGGGUACGGCUCACCUAACUCACCCACACCAGGUAUGAUAGGAGUGACACAGCCACGAAAAGUCGCUGCGGUUAGUAUGUCAAAGAGGGUUGGACAAGAACUUGGUGAUCGAUCAAACGCUGUUGCAUACCAGAUUCGAUUCGAGGGCACGGUUGAUAAUAAUACAGCAGUUAAAUUUAUGACGGAUGGUGUGCUUCUUCGUGAAGUCGCCAACGACAUCUCCCUUCGCAAAUAUUCUGCUAUUAUUAUCGAUGAAGCUCACGAGAGGAGCGUCAAUACAGAUAUUCUUGUUGGGAUGCUUAGCCGAGUUGUUAAGUUGCGAGAGGAAAUGUCUAACGAAGACCCCAAGUUAGCUCCACUGAAGUUAAUUAUCAUGUCCGCCACUUUGCGGGUAGACGAUUUUAAAAAAAUCAAACACUAUUCCCAAUACCGCCGCCGGUUCUUAACGUUGAGGGCCGGCAACACGCGGUGA